CUGGGAGAAAAGGACUUUUUGCAAAACAAGCAGCACAUGGAGUCCCGAGAAGAGGAUCUGUGCUUUAUUUCUGGAAUGUUGGGCGGAUACGCUUUGAAGAACAAGAUAUGGAUGGAAUUUUACGUUGAGGACGUCGAGCCAAUGAUUUGGAACGACACAGCCUAUUCUCAUCUUGUCUAUGACGAUCAGCAAAAGGAUCUUGUUCUCUCCUUUGUUCAAAACCACAAUCCUCACCGCGUCGCUUCAGCAGCACCAACCGCAUCAUCCUCAGCUUCAACAACAUCGGCCUCUGGAACUCCCGCACCAAUGGAAGAUGUCAUCGUCGGCAAAGGUCAAGGACUCAUCAUUCUGCUCUCAGGCCCUCCCGGCACUGGCAAGACGCUCACAGCAGAAGCCGUUGCGGACCGUACCCACCGACCGCUCUUCUAUCUCCAGGCUGAAGAUCUCGGAAUCAACGCAGCUUCUCUCGGCGCCAACGUCAAGCGCGUGUUCGAAAUGGCCACUGAAUGGAACGCCGUCAUCCUACUGGACGAGGCCGACGUGUUCAUGGCCGAACGCAAUCCCAACGACAUCCAUCGAAACGAGCUGGUCAGCAUCUUCCUCCGAGAGCUAGAAUAUUUCCGCGGCAUCAUCUUCCUCACCACAAAUCUAUAUCACACCAUCGACGCAGCUUUCCGCAGCAGAGUCAGCUUACAUCUUCUCUUCCAGUCGCUGAGCAGGGAGGCGCGCGAGACUGUCUGGCGAAAGUUCUUGCAGCGACUGCCGGAGCAAAAGGGACUUGAGCUACCGCCUAAUGAAGGCACGGAGGAAGUUGUAGAGGCUAAAACACCCCUUGGAGAUGCCGAGAUCCGCCAGCUGUCACUAUGGCAGCUGAAUGGGCGAGAGAUCAAGAACGCAGUCCGCAUGGUGAAGAGCUGGUGCGAUCACAAGGGCUAUGUCAUGACGCUGGAGAGGCUGGAGAGCGGAAUCAAAGUAACGAGCCCUCAUGCGACCAAAGAAGGUGACAUUGACAAAGAUUUGUACGAGUAG
This is a messenger RNA of Trichoderma virens Gv29-8, 1029 nucleotides long. RefSeq lists its product as uncharacterized. NCBI's taxonomy places the organism in Eukaryota, Fungi, Ascomycota, Sordariomycetes, Hypocreales, Hypocreaceae. The record is from RefSeq and is a predicted model, not a curated record. The transcript is spliced from 2 exons. Gene Ontology annotation, molecular function: ATP binding; ATP hydrolysis activity. The annotation marks the transcript as partial.